Cuculus canorus (common cuckoo) is the source of this 1780-nucleotide messenger RNA. It is a transcript of the gene TFPI2, whose product is annotated as tissue factor pathway inhibitor 2. Gene Ontology annotation, biological process: negative regulation of peptidase activity. Gene Ontology annotation, cellular component: extracellular region. Gene Ontology annotation, molecular function: serine-type endopeptidase inhibitor activity. Bases 75 to 794 code for a protein of 239 amino acids. Lineage: Eukaryota; Metazoa; Chordata; Aves; Cuculiformes; Cuculidae. The transcript has 5 exons. The record is from RefSeq and is a predicted model, not a curated record.
CCGGGGAAGCCGCCUCAGUCCUAUAAAGGGCGAGCGCGGUGGCGGGCGGCGCCGCUCGCUGCUGGGACCUCGCCAUGAGCGCUGGGCGCCGCCUCGCGCUACCCGCGCUGCUGCUGCCGCUCGCCUGCGCCGCGCUGGCCCCGCGCCCCCUUACAGAGAAGGAGCGCGCCUGCCUGCUGCCCCCCGAGGACGGGCCCUGCCGCGCCCUGGUGCCGCGCUGGUACUACGACCGCUACACGCAGAGUUGCCAGGAGUUCACCUACGGUGGCUGCCACGGCAACGCCAACAACUUCCUCACGCUCGACGACUGCGAGAAGAGCUGCUGGACCGUCAAGAAAGUGCCCAAAUUAUGCCGGAUGGAGGCUGAUGGAGGACCUUGCAGGAGUCAUCUAAAAAGAUAUGCCUUUAACUUGAGCUCGAUGAGGUGUGAGGAGUUCAUCUAUGGUGGCUGUUACGGAAAUGGCAAUAACUUCAGGGAUUUGCAGUCUUGCGUGGACCACUGUUUGCCAGAGAAAACUGGUCCCUUGUUGUGCUAUAGCCCGAAGGAUGAAGGAUUGUGUUCUUCUUCUGUCAGUCGCUAUUACUAUGAUGCCAAAACUAAAUCAUGUAAGGAGUUCAAGUAUACUGGCUGCGGUGGAAACGCCAAUAACUUUGUUACUGAAAUGGAUUGCAACAAUAUCUGCAGGAAAGCAGGAACGCAGAAAGCAAGAAUCAACAAGCCAACAAAUGUAUUCCGCAGAAAAAUGAUGAGAAAGCUGAUUAAAAAGCCUCAGAUAUAUAACCCAAAGUCUUAAAGCUGAUGUGCACUUGGGUGUUUUAAACACUUUGAUUUGGUUCCACUUAUUUCUUUUGUAAGAUAAUUUUCAUACAGUUUUAUACAUUGACACAGUUCUGUCUUUCAGAACUGAUUAUUUCCAGCUUACUUUAUGAAAAGAACUGCAUUUAAUAGAAGAGGAGUGAACCCAAGUUUGGUUCUUCUGUUCUGUUGUCUUUGCAGUAAUACUUUGACAAAGCCAAAGUAUUUAGAUUCCAUGUUUUUUUAUGGGGGAAUGUUACUACUACCUUGGGAGAAUAUUUCAGCUGUUAUGAAACAAUUUAGAUUUGAAAAAUCAAUCAUCUCUUAGUUUAACUAAGGACACUACAAAGCUAAAUCUCUAUGGGUUUUUUGGGCAUCCUCUGCUUGCUAAAGAAAAGGAAGCUUUCAAAAGUGUGUCCAGAGGUUUGUUGCUCUGCCAUUUUACAUACUUUGGCACUAUCAUUUAAGUAGACUGUCCUUAACACUUCUGUUCAUAGUCAAGGCUUUCAGAAGCCUUUGCAACAGUAAAAAAAGUAUAAACUUAGUUCUGGCCCUUCUCACAAGAAGAAAAAUGGGACUAAGGAUACUUUAAUAAACACUCUGACAAAGGCAAUGAAUAAGCUACUUGAGUAUUGAAAUGAAAAUGUAGACAUUACUUUUUCAUGACAUUUGAGAUUUCUGCUAAGUUACACUCCAGAUCCUUGUAUGGCAUAAAUCAGCAUAUUUUUAUUGAUUUUAAUGGAGUUACACUGAUUACAUCUGCUGAGGAUCUUGAUAUUUGUGUUUAUUUGUGCAGAAACUUCUGCAGAUCUCAUUUAAUCCCUCUUUAGAGGCACUGUUGUAUUUCUUAUGGUAGAUUAUGAUAGUAUUGCACCUUCUUUUGUUUUUAUGAUUUUGAGCCAUGUCUGAAUUUUAAUUAAUUUCACCUGUGAUAUUUUCUAAAUAUGAAUUCACAAGUAAUGUUAAUAAAAUGGUUUUGGGAAA